Molecule: messenger RNA, 912 nt
Organism: Debaryomyces hansenii CBS767
Lineage: Eukaryota; Fungi; Ascomycota; Pichiomycetes; Serinales; Debaryomycetaceae
Gene: YDC1
Product: alkaline dihydroceramidase
Exons: 1
Coding region: 1-912 (303 amino acids)
Biological process (GO): ceramide catabolic process; ceramide biosynthetic process
Cellular component (GO): endoplasmic reticulum membrane
Source: RefSeq, a predicted model, not a curated record
AUGCUUCCCUUUGCUAUACCAUAUCCACCAGAAAAAGACAAUGGAUUCUGGGGAGUUCCAACGUCUACAAUUGAUUGGUGUGAAGAAAAUUAUGUUGUAUCUCCAUAUAUAGCGGAGGCAUUAAACACACUUACAAAUUCAGUAUUCAUUGCCUUGGCAUUGUUUGCUAUAUUUCACGCCUACAGGAAUAAGUUAGAACCACGGUUUCUCUUGAUUGGAUUUGGAUUUAUGUUAGUCGGGAUCGGAUCGUGGUUGUUCCAUAUGACACUUAGAUAUCAUUUCCAGCUUCUUGAUGAAUUGCCGAUGAUUUAUGCCACAUGUAUUCCAUUCUGGUCUGUUUUUAGUGAAUUCAAGUCUAAAAAGGAAUCCAUUUUAGUUGGUGUUGGUAUCUUUGCGGCUGCGAACACGUUAACCGCUAUUUAUUUGUACUUUAAGGAUCCGACUAUUCAUCAAGUCUCUUAUGCACUUUUGAAUGCUUGUAUCAUAUUCCAGUCUAUCAGCUUAACCCAGGCACACGUUCAUGAUGCUGGUGCCAAAAGACAGUUGUAUAAAACCAUGAUAUUUGGUGUUGCAAUUUUCAUCCUAGGAUAUUUCUUAUGGAACGUGGAUAUUCAUUUAUGUACACCUAUAAGAGCUUUGAGAAGAAACUGGGGUAUGCCAUAUGGAUUUGUGUUGGAAGGGCAUGGAUGGUGGCACAUAUUCACGGGAACUGGAGUAUACUUCUAUGUCGUUUACGAAGAAUAUUUAAGAUGUUUCUUGACUGGCACAGAAAGAUUCUUCAAAUUUAAAUGGAUUUGUGGUUUGCCAGUUGUUAACUGUAUUGACCCAAAAGGCUUAGAUAGAUUCAAUGAAGUCAAAAAAUUGGCUGAAGCAGAUGCCGAGUUUUUAUUAAAUGAAAAGAAGAAUAACUAG